Nothoprocta perdicaria is the source of this 1578-nucleotide messenger RNA. RefSeq names its product potassium two pore domain channel subfamily K member 13 (gene KCNK13). Gene Ontology annotation, molecular function: potassium ion leak channel activity. Bases 1 to 936 code for a protein of 311 amino acids. The record is from RefSeq and is a predicted model, not a curated record. Gene Ontology annotation, biological process: stabilization of membrane potential; potassium ion transmembrane transport. The transcript is spliced from 2 exons. NCBI's taxonomy places the organism in Eukaryota, Metazoa, Chordata, Aves, Tinamiformes, Tinamidae. Gene Ontology annotation, cellular component: membrane.
AUGAAUUUCCUUCCCCUUAUUUCGAGGCCUAGGACAAAGUCAGGGUUUGGCAUGACCACCCCAGCCACCGUCGGAGGCAAAAUUUUUCUCAUCUUUUACGGCCUUAUAGGAUGUGCGGGGACCAUUUUAUUCUUUAACCUCUUCCUGGAGCGGCUGAUCACGGUCAUAGCAUAUGUCAUGAAGUCCUGCCACGAGAGACAGCUGAGGAGGAAGGGGGCCCUUCCUCACGAUGGCCGGCGGGGCUCGGCGGGCUCCGAGGCCGACAGCCUGGCGGGCUGGAAGCCCUCUGUGUACUACGUCAUGCUCAUUCUGUGUGUGGCAUCGCUCGUCAUCUCCUGCUGUGCCUCUGCCAUGUACACGCCCAUCGAAGGGUGGAGUUACUUCGACUCGCUUUAUUUUUGCUUCGUGGCCUUCAGCACCAUCGGGUUUGGUGACCUGGUCAGUAGCCAGAAUGUCCAGUACGAGAGCCAAGGGCUUUACCGCUUUGGCAAUUUUGUCUUCAUACUCAUGGGGGUUUGCUGCAUCUAUUCGUUGUUUAACGUGAUCUCUAUCGUCAUCAAGCAAUCCAUAAACUGGAUAUUAAAGAAGCUGGACUGCAGGUGCUGCCAUAGAUGCCAAAGAAAAUUAUUUAGGUCACGGAGGAACGUGGUAAUGCCGGGAAACGUGCGCAGCCGGAGGAACAUCUCCAUCGAGGCUGAUGUUAUCAAUGAGAGCGACACGGACGGACGCCGGCUGUCAGGCGAGAUGAUCUCCAUGAAAGACUUUCUGGCCUCCAACAAAGUUUCGCUGGCCAUCAUGCAGAAGCAGCUGUCAGAAACUGCCAAUGGCUACCCGAGGCAAAUGAGCUGCAAUUCGAAGCAAAACGGAUUCUCCGGCGGCAUCGGAGCCCUAGCAAUUAUGAAUAACAGGCUGGCAGAGACAAGUGUGGAUAGGUAAAACUGACGAGAGUAACUAUGAAACGGUGUCCAAAAAGCAUAGAAAUAGCAUGGAGGAGUGGAAACAGCUUGGGCAAAGUGCCACGGGGGGAAGAGUGACGUGGCCAGCAUUUCUUCCACACAGAGAUCUCCCAGUCUUUCUUGGGCUGUUGGUUAAUAUCUCUGUUCUUUGAAUUGCACCAAUCUCAGCCUUCCUUCUUCCCCUUCCUCCUGAUCCCUAAGCAGACUACAGCAGGAGAGAUUUCAUUUAGCCUUUGUAUCAGCUUUCCAUGACCUGUUUUUCUCUAUGUGAAAUACAGGCUUUAGGAUAAGAAGUAAGUGAUAUUGGAAGAAAUCAAGAGUGUCCACUGAACACGUCUUCAAUUAAUUCAAAGAUUGUUUGGACCUUUUGGUCUUACACUCUUUGGACCUGUUUUCUGAAUGUAGCUUAUCUGAGACCAAAAGAGGAAUCAUUAUAAGCCUUUUUUUUCUGUGAUAAUGCAGAUCUAGUUUAAUGGAAUAGAAAAACAAAUUAUUUUCUUUUAAAACUUAUUUCUUAAAAUGUAUUCCUAUUGUGAAAUGGCUGUGCUUAAGAAGCCAAAUUCUGCUGCUACUAAUGUUUGUAUAAAUCUGGAGUAAUUCUAUUAAAGUUGGUAGAACUACU